AUGGACUCAUUGUCAGAAUCUCUGACAAGUCUGGAGGCCCAGUUAUCAAGACUGGAAGAUCCAGUAGAAAAGGUGGCCGCCAUCAGAUCUCACAUACUCCAAACGACCCCAAAGACGCCAACCGUCGGAUGGUUGCACGCUUCACAGCUUACAGUCCCUACCCCCGCUUCGAACGAUUGUGAUACGCUGCAAAAAGGGAUCGACCGGUUACUCAUCCAACAUGAUCUCAAGGAGAUCUACAUCACGUACAUGGUAGAAAUGGCUCAGAAAGAUAUCCUUCUCUACGACCUCUCCCUGGACACACUGCGUUGUUCCAAUAUUGACCCCCCUCGGUCUAUCUGUCCCAGGGAAGGAAGCAUGAGAUGUGCUGCAUGUAAGCUCACGUCAUACUGCUCGAAAGAGUGUCAGAAGGAUCACUGGAAGACGCAUCGACGAGAUUGCAAAAAUCCACUUCGUGCAUUAGACUGGAAGCCGUCGUGGAUCCGAGAGAGGCGCACACCCGAUUUUGUAGGCGGUGGCUCGCGAUAUACUUCUACUUUGGGCCCCAUGAUGCGAAACAUGAGCUUGUGGGGAAACAUGCCUGCGAUCGAUCUCCUGAACUUGUCUCACAAUGAGAAAGACGCUUCUGACGAUUUGACCAUAGCAUUUAUCGGUUCCGGGGACCUUCGUGAUGUCGUACGCACUGUGAAUGAAGUACCGAUGACCUAUGCAGGGGAGCUCACCAUAGUUUUGAAUGACCAUAAUCCAAUGAUAGUUGCGCGGAAUCUCGCACUGCUGAUCUUACUCAGCAGCACCGAGAACAAGCGCAAAGCCGCUGAUUUGGCGGUUCAUUAUUGGUAUUCUGCAUUUGUGCCUGAGAUGUAUAAUGCGGAGAUGAAACUAGCUGUCACAAAUGUUCUAACCUCUUUCGAUGACGACUGUUCGCUGUCCCACAGUCUGUCUACCAAGUCACGACUUGAGGGCUGCCCGGGAAAAGCUGUCAUGUCCACCCUUGCACAAUGUCUCAUUUCUGAGAGAUCAUACGGAAUGACUGAUGCCCAGAACGAGCUUGUUCGCUCUCGGGUGAUUAAUGCCAAUGAAGACCGCUUACAUCGCUCAUACUGGCAGCUCGAGCCUUCUCAUCGCCUCGCAUUCCAUGAGUUCCGCGGAUUUGGGUUGCUCCUACCGUUCGGUGCAGCGAAUUCGGAUUUCAAUCACCCCAAUCGCUUGUUAUUCUCUCCGCAGGGCAAUUGGCUACAGUCUGAUAAACAAAACCCGCUAAACGGGUGGCACCUCCCAUCAGUGGUAGAAGGUGGAAAGAAGCACAACGCCUUGCCCAUGGACAUAUAUGGAUGUCUGUACUUCUAUGUCUCAGACCAGCUUCGCGAAUUCGCCACGCGCCUUUCUAACCUCCGCAUCACAUUCAAACUCUUCAAUUUGGACGCUUGUCAGCUGGCCAAAGAUAUUUGCUCCGGUGCGCUAUCUCGUCAUGAACUGUCGCCUGAUAUACAAAUCGAUCGAAUCGACACGUCGAACCUAAUGGAUCCUCAUUACCUUGACAUUGCUCCCGUUUUGAACGCUUGGGGUCCGUUGCUGAGACAGAAUUCUCACGCAACGUUAAUCGGCCACUUCAUUAAUUGGGCAGCUCGUCAGGAAGGCGCGGAUCCUCCAGAUCACGACCAGCCGUUGCUCAUAAGGCGACUCAUGGCAGACAAGCGGAUCCCGGGGAUGCCACCUGGGAGCUCUCCUCGGGUUGCUAAAGAGUUUGCAGAAAGGGCAUCAAUCUGUGCUGAGAUGGCUUACAGUGCUGUCUACGAUAACUCUAGGGCAUUCGAGCAAUAUCUCAACAGUCGGGAUCUCUCUUCCAUACUCCGGACCUCCGGCCUCAAAGUGAAGCACAGCCACACCGUCGUUCCGCACAGGCUGCGGGGCUCGUACGAGUCCGCUAGCGCGCUCCCUGAUUUCCCUGAUGACCAGAGUUGGUACCUGAAUGUGGUCGUAAACGAUCAUCUUUGGUCUGAGCGCUAUUUGGAACUUACUCGCGCUUGA
Fibroporia radiculosa is the source of this 2028-nucleotide messenger RNA. RefSeq lists its product as uncharacterized. The transcript is spliced from 11 exons. NCBI's taxonomy places the organism in Eukaryota, Fungi, Basidiomycota, Agaricomycetes, Polyporales, Fibroporiaceae. The coding region runs from base 1 to 2028 and encodes 675 amino acids. The record is from RefSeq and is a predicted model, not a curated record.